UGGCCACUAUCAAAACAUCCAAUUCCGCUACAGGUUUUCAAAAUAAAUCUCUUGUUAUGAAAACAUCUGCUGUGUAUCCAAUCACAGCGCGUUCUAACGUUUGGUUUUAUUGAGACGCUCACAGUUGAGUUCCGAUUAUUCCACACACUAGUGGUUUGACGCAGCCUGGAAAUGGAGGUGUGUGUGUGUGGAAAAAAUGUUAUGCUGAUGCGGAGACCGAACAGACACAUAUCCGAAAGAAGAAACGAGGUCAGUUACGAUAAAGGAGGACAUCGCCAAGUCACAUUGUCGAUUCUUGGCCCCCGGUGACUCCCAUGUCUGUCUCCGGGGUAGGUCUAACCCAAAAAAUUCGUCAACCUGCAAUGGGCUAUGGGAGAUCGGUUCAUCUUCUUGCAGCUGUUUAGAGACCCGAUGAUACCAGCAAGACCGAGUCAAUGAGGGCGGCCUGUCCCCUUUUGUCCUGCGCUUCUCGUCCCGGUGUCUGGCCGCCAGGCGCACACAGUGCGUAAAUGCACUUCAAGUAGAGAAGGCAGGCCUCCGAGGAACAUUUUAGAUGUUGAAAUUCAGGUUUUGUCAGACAUCGUGGUAGCGAUUCGAUUUCAUCAUAGUUCCGCUGAGCGGAUGGAGUGAACUGUGCAAUAGGCGAGAGAGACAGUUGCAGUUUGGUUGCGUGUGAUGAUAGGAGACACAAUGACGCUCUUGUCUCUUCUGGGUCGGAUCAUGCGUUAUUUUCUCCUCAGGCCGGAGACGUUGUUUCUGUUGUGCAUAAGCCUGGCGCUGUGGAGUUAUUUCUUCCACACGGACGAGGUGAAAACCAUCGUCAAGUCCAGCCGGGAUGCCGUGAAGAUGGUGAAGGGGAAAGUAGCGGAGAUGAUGCAGAAUGAACGGCUGGGAGGCCUCAGUGUCCUGGACGCAGAGUUCUCCAAAACCUGGGAGUUCAAGAACAACAAUGUAGCUGUGUACUCCAUACAGGGGAGGAGAGAUCACAUGGAGGACCGCUUCGAGGUGCUCACGGACAUCACCAACAAGAGCCACCCGUCCAUAUUCGGGAUAUUUGACGGUCACGGUGGAGAGGCUGCAGCUGACUAUGUGAAGGCCCACCUGCCAGAGUCCCUGAAGCAGCAGCUGCAGGCAUUUGAGAGAGAGAAGAGAGAGAGCUCUCUCUCUUAUGCCAACAUCCUCGAGCAGCGCAUCCUGGCCGUGGAUCGUGAGAUGCUGGACAGGCUCUCUGCCAGCCAUGAUGAAGCAGGAACAACAUGUCUAGUAGCACUGCUGUCGGACAGAGAGCUCACAGUGGCAAACGUCGGAGACUCUCGCGGAGUGUUGUGUGACAAAGAUGGGAAUGCUAUUGCCCUAUCACACGAUCACAAACCGUAUCAACUCAAAGAGCGCAAGAGGAUCAAGAGGGCAGGAGGUUUCAUCAGUUUUAAUGGCUCUUGGAGAGUCCAGGGAAUCCUAGCUAUGUCCCGCUCCCUAGGGGACUACCCACUGAAAAACCUCAAUGUUGUCAUCCCCGACCCUGAUAUUAUGACGUUUGACCUGGACAAACUGCAGCCAGAGUUCAUGAUCCUGGCCUCCGACGGUUUAUGGGACGCCUUCAGUAAUGAAGAGGCUGUUCGCUUUGUCCGUGAACGUCUGGAUGAGCCUCACUUUGGUGCCAAGAGCAUCGUCCUCCAGUCUUUCUACCGCGGCUGCCCCGACAACAUCACCGUCAUGGUGGUCAAGUUCAAAAGUGGAGCUGGGGGGAACAGUAAGGCUGGGGAAUAGGUGAUGUUUAGAGCUGACAUUGUGGUCAGUUUUUCCUAUGAUUGUCCCAUCUUCUGGAUGGAGAAGCAAACACAGAGGACAGGACAGAGAAUAUGAAUGCUGAGUACUGUACUUCUGACAAAUGCGCACACACACAGACACACACAC
Monopterus albus (swamp eel) is the source of this 1914-nucleotide messenger RNA. RefSeq names its product protein phosphatase, Mg2+/Mn2+ dependent, 1La (gene ppm1la). The record is from RefSeq and is a predicted model, not a curated record. The transcript is spliced from 4 exons. Lineage: Eukaryota; Metazoa; Chordata; Actinopteri; Synbranchiformes; Synbranchidae. Gene Ontology annotation, molecular function: cation binding; protein serine/threonine phosphatase activity. Gene Ontology annotation, biological process: protein dephosphorylation. Bases 676 to 1767 code for a protein of 363 amino acids.